AUGCCCGUUCUGCUCACACUCUCCAGCACCACGAGCCGCCAAGAUUCGAUCAAGACUGAGUCCGAAAUCUCAGCGGUGGCAGUCAACUUCAGCGACGGCGGAUUGCGACAAUCGCCAGGCCAGGAAGCGAUAAGAGUUGCCGUUCUAGGAAUUGCCAACGGCUCUGAGGGCAGAGAUGCUGCACGAAAAGUUCUGAAAGCCCUCAUUGUGGACCCAUUAGUUGAUGAGCAGGAAUGGGAGAAGAGGUUGGACGAGCAUGACGCCAGCAAACCGUUGAUUAUUCGAGUUGGACCCAGCCGUGGAAAUGUUACUCGCCUAGAGCUACCCAAAGACAACUUGCCGGAUGUAUUGGAGGUCUCUUCUGCAGAACUCAACGGAUUGAACUUGGAGCUUCUUCUAAUGGAUGCGGAAGUGCCUGUUAAUGGGUCAGGCCUCCCUACUGUUCAGGCGCUUGAGGAGGCCGUUCUGGUUCCCACUGUUGAUGUUGAUUCGGCAGACAAACACACUGCUCCUUUGGUCGCUCCUGUUCACCAGGCGAUUUUGGUAGCUGACGGACUAACAGGAGCUGUUGGGAUCGCCGGAUUGCCCAUACUUGAUAGCUGUGAUGCUAUCACUGCUGCGGUUGACCUAAAGGGCCUCUCAAAGGAACAACUAGGAGCCAACUUUACAGUAAUCGAUACGGCUUUAGCAGAAGAAGCUGUCCGCUUGUUCCGCCAAGGUCCCCAGAAUGCUAUGAAGUACGAACACAAUUGGUCUGCGAGUAACCUGGGCGUGUUGGUCGCAUGGCUUAAAGCCGGUCUCAAGGCCGCUGAUGAUGAAGCCACCAAGCCAGCAGUCCGAAGACUCAUCGCAUCAGUUUUACAGAGCGCCCUUUCUGCAAUUGAGACCGAAUCUACGAGCAGGAAAGUAUCACGCGAGUUGUCAGCCUCAAUGUCCAGCCCCGAGAUGCGCGACAUGAACGAGAGACUCGCAAAAUGGGCCCAGCUGGCUCACGCGGAGCUGCAAGAACAGCUUGACUUGGCCUUCAACGGGCGGCGCUGGCAAAAGCUGGGAUGGUGGAAGCUGUUCUGGCGCGUAGAUGAUGUUGCCAUGUUGACGAACGAGAUCUUGAGCCAACGCUUUCUCCCUACUUCAGAGCAGGAACUUGUCUAUCUCACGGGACGGAUUGCCCAGCUCUUAGGGGAAGCUGGACAAUAUUCACAGCCAAUAUCUUCUCGUGAAGCCGCUUCCGAGGGCGUGGCAACUGGCUCCAGUAAGAAUGAGCCGAUAAUUCCCACAGCUCCUCGAUCGCGUCUUCCCAAGUGGCCAGGACAUAUCGCAUUUACCAGACGCUACAUCCAGAAUGAGACAGUCCCGGCUCUCCAGUCGCUUGCUCAGCAAUUGGUUGUUCAAUCCCUUGCUACAUCGUCCGUCACCUCAUGCCUGGCAGCUCUGCUUUACGUUUCGUCAUUCUCAUCAACGAUAUUUGAAGCCGGCGCAGUGGCGGCCCUCGGUAUCGUAUACAGCCUUGGCCGAAUGCAGAAGAAGUGGGAGACUGCUCGCGAGUUUUGGGAGGGCGAAGUCCGUGAGGAAGGCCGCAAGGCUAUAAGAGGCGCGGAAAAGAGCGCCGCGGAGGUCCUUGAUGGUGUUCAACAAAACAAACUCUCGGCCCAGAGAAUCAAAGAGCUUGAACAUGCUGGUGAAUUGGUAGCUAAGGCGGAAGACGCGCUGGCACGGCUAAAAUAG
Messenger RNA from Trichoderma asperellum CBS 433.97, 1725 nucleotides. The record is from RefSeq and is a predicted model, not a curated record. Lineage: Eukaryota; Fungi; Ascomycota; Sordariomycetes; Hypocreales; Hypocreaceae.